Messenger RNA from Oryza sativa Japonica Group (Japanese rice), 2176 nucleotides. RefSeq lists its product as uncharacterized. NCBI's taxonomy places the organism in Eukaryota, Viridiplantae, Streptophyta, Magnoliopsida, Poales, Poaceae. The record is from RefSeq and is a predicted model, not a curated record.
UGCAAGGAAAAACUCAAAAUCCCUUAUAUUAUUAUGGGACGGAGGGAGUAGCUACCAACUAGCUUAUUCUCAAAAUCGUAAGCUCCCAAACAGCUCCUAUAAUUGGCAUAUGCAUUAAAAUAUCUAUUUGGAAUAUUCAUAUUCGAAUAGGAUUAGGAUUACCUUGUGAUGAGCAUAUAUUUAAAUCUCUGUUUGCAAUACCGGCCAUAUUUGAAUAGGAUUAGGAUUUAUCUUGUGGAGAUAGAUUCUAAAUCGGAUAAGUUAUUUUCUUUUAUAUAUAUAUAUAUAUAUAUAUAUAUAUAUAUAUAGGGUGCUCGGUUAAUUUUGUGUUACCGUGUUUAUUAAUUACCCUACCAACCGUACGCCACCCUCCCAAGGGGAAAGAGGAAAAAAAAAAAACCCCUCCCCUUUCGUUCCCGUCGCCGGCGGCCGCCGCCGCCGCCCGGAACCUCUGCUCCCCCUGGCCAUGGCGUUCCCUGAUUGGGUCAUGCUCGACCCCUACGUCUUCCGCGACGGCCCGUUCCCCGACGACGAUCCGACCGCGGCGAUCGGGCACAACUCGAGAGGCGACAAGGUCGGCGUGCGCUUCCUGCUCCGCGCGCCGCCGGAGCCGUCCAGCAUCUUCCUGGAUUGGGAGGCUGGCACAGGGGAUUGCGACGACUUCUCCGUCGUCGCCGCCCACCGCGACGCCGUCCUGUUCCAGAUGGGUUACCUGGUUUCGUUGGGCCCCAGCAAUGCCUACAAGGCGUUCGACUAUUUGCUCUACCGGGCGGCGGGGGCCGGCGGCUCUUCGCCGUCGCUCGACUUGCUCGCUCCCUUCGGUGGCUCCGUCGACGAGCUCAAGGCCAGGAUGGAGGCGGACGGCCUGAUCCGCCUCACGAACCAGCACCUCCGCAGGCUCAAGUGCCUGGACAUCGGCGUCCUGUGCCGCGACGGCGAGGAGUUCGCCGUGGCGGAGCUCCAGAUCACCAGGUCAGAGGUCGGUCCGGAGCUCCACGUGCUGCGUUCUUCUACCUCCAGCCGCAAGUGGGAGCUCAAGCGGCCGCCGAUCACCCCUGCGAACGGCGGCUCUCUCGAUCUGGAGAAAUUUCUCUGGGACUGGGACGCCGACACGGUCAUCCCGUUCGGGAGCUACCUGUGCUGGGUGGAUUACUGUCUUGGUAUCUUGUUCUGCGACAUGUUUGAUGAGAAUCCACAGCUCCACUACCUAGAGUUCCCCGCGGAUGUCAGAGGAGCAUGCUUCGGUGGGUGUUGUCAGGCCGUGGGUGUGACCAAUGGCGUCAUGAAGCUCGUCUCUCUGGUUCCUGAUGAUGGCCUCAUUGCUGAGAAUUACACCCCUGAAUCUGGUUUCACCAUCGUUUGCUGGACCUUGAGGAUGGAUGAAAUGGAUAAGAUGGUGUGGGAGAAAGAUGCCGUGCUCAAAUCUGAUUAUCUUUGGUCGAUGCUCAAACCCGAUUUUCUUUGGCCCCUAGAUGAGUUCCCUUUUAUCACUACCAAUAGGUUCCCAAGAGUGCAGUUCCCUCUAAUCAGCAUCGAUGACUCAAGUGUUAUAUAUCUUGUCUUGGCACAGAAUGGGAUGGUGGAGGAGGCAGGAUACAAUUACGAUGAAACAUGGCUCCUUGCAAUUGAUAUGAGUAAAAUGACCUUGAAAAUGUCAUUUCCAUAUAUCAAUGAUGAAAUGGGAGAUCCAUCUCCUGAGAUGCUUGCAUUUGCUGAGGAUAAAUUCUGGAGGUUUGAGCCAUUCCUCGCUGCUGACUUCUCCAGGCAUUUCAAUCUGCGAUGCCCCAGGUUAUCCAAGCAAAUUUGCAUGGAAUCAGCUCUACUGCCUCAGAAAAGAAAAUUCGGUUGUGCUGAAUACCUUCCAUUGGAUGGUCCCUCUCUUGCCAUAUUCUGAAUUCUGAUGUGAAGUGAACUUUUCUUCUGAAUUCUGAUGCGAACGGAGGUAAUUCUGAUGUGAACGGAGGUAAUUCUGAUGGGAAUGAUGUAUCUUCCAAACUCUGAUGUGAAUGAGUGUGAUUCUGAUGUGAACGAUGUGAAUAUCUUCUGAAUUCAAAUGUGAAUGAGAUGUGAUUGAUGAAUAUCUUCUGAAUUAUGAUGCGAAUGAGUGUAAUUCUGUUGAGAAUAUCUUCUGAAUUAUUUUUGACAUGGAAUAUCUUCUGAAUUUGGUUGUGAAUGA